UUAAUAAUUGUGUUGGUUUGAAAAAUCAUAGAUAUUUUUGUCAAUUCAAUUUCUAUGCUAUAUUGUGCAUGAUCUAAUGUACAUUAUUUAUUUCGUACGAUUUGUUUGUAAAUGAUAAAUUUGUGUUACAAGUAUUAUUAAUUUAAUAAUUAUUAGGAACUGACUAAAAAUCAAUAGUUUUUAUUAACAAUUUGUGAUGUUACAUGUUUUGCUUUAGUUAUGGCAAUGGGAUUUCUAUUGGGAUUUCACAUCUAUCACAUUGCCCAAAAUAUAACAACUGUCGAAUAUCAUAUAAAUGAAAUCAAAGCUAAUGUAUUUUAUAAAAAUUAAUAAUAUACAUUUAGAACCCUUUCAGGAAACCAAGAAUUAUAGAUAACUUAAAAGAAGUCUUUGGUCCUGAAAUUAAGUAUUGGUUUCUUCCUUUAAGAAAUGUAGAAAAGAGUGCCUUUCCUAGAACAGAUCUUUUUGAAGUCUGA
Molecule: messenger RNA, 476 nt
Organism: Paramecium primaurelia
Lineage: Eukaryota; Ciliophora; Oligohymenophorea; Peniculida; Parameciidae
Source: the annotation of a GenBank genome assembly